Messenger RNA from Saccharomycopsis crataegensis, 1695 nucleotides. It is a transcript of the gene CCT8, whose product is annotated as chaperonin-containing T-complex subunit CCT8. The transcript has a single exon. The record is from RefSeq and is a predicted model, not a curated record. Gene Ontology annotation, molecular function: ATP-dependent protein folding chaperone; ATP hydrolysis activity; ATP binding. Lineage: Eukaryota; Fungi; Ascomycota; Saccharomycetes; Ascoideales; Saccharomycopsidaceae. Gene Ontology annotation, biological process: protein folding. The coding region runs from base 1 to 1695 and encodes 564 amino acids. Gene Ontology annotation, cellular component: chaperonin-containing T-complex.
AUGUCCUUAAAGUUGCCAAAUGCUCCAAAUGCUGGUCUUUUCAAGCAAGGGUACCAAACAUAUUCUAAUGCCGAUGGUGCUGUGAAUAGAAAUGUUGAGGCAUGUAAAGAAAUUGCGUCGAUGGUUUUAACAUCCAUUGGCCCAUGCGGUAGAAACAAGAUUAUCGUGAAUCAUUUACAAAAGGUUUUCAUCACAAAUGAUGCUGCCACUAUGUUGAAAGAGUUGGAUGUUGUGCAUCCAGCCGUGAAAUUGAUGGUUAUGGCUUCCGAACAGCAAGAAAUGGAAAUGGGAGAUCAAACCAGUUUGGUUAUCAUUUUGGCAGGGGAAUUAUUGAUCCAGGCACAGAAAUUGAUAACUCUUGGGUUGAAUCCAACUGAAAUUAUUCAAGGUUACAACAUGGCCAACGUACAUGCUUUAGAAUACUUGGAAAAACACUUGACCGUUGACAAAGUGGACGAUUUUUAUGACGCCAACAGCUUACAAAAAAUCAUAAAGCCAGUUUUGGCGUCCAAACAAUAUGGACACGAAGAUGUUUUGUCAGAGUUGGUCAUUGAAGCCAUCAAAUACGUUUUGCCAAGACAGCAAGGCAAUGAUGGUCCAGAAAGUGGUGUUUUGAAGAAUUUCAACGUUGACAGUAUUAGAAUUGUCAAGAUUCUUGGGUCAUCAAUAGAAAACUCCUACGUUAUCAAGGGGAUGGUCUUCCCAAGAGAGCCAGAAGGACAGAUUAAGAACAUCACCCAAAAAUCCAAGGUGGCGGUGUUUACAUGUCCUAUUGAUAUUUCCACCACUGAAACUAAGGGUACCGUGUUAUUACAUAAUGCCAAAGAAAUGUUAGAUUUUAGUAAAGGUGAAGAGGAGCAAUUGGAACAAAUUGUUAAGGAAAUCUACGAAGCUGGCAUCAAGGUGGUUAUCGCUGGCUCUAGUGUCGGUGAUCUCGUUUUGCAUUACAUGAACAGAUACGGUAUACUAUUAUUGAAGGUUCCAUCCAAGUUUGAUUUAAGAAGAGUUUGUCGUGUUUGUGGUGCUACUCCAUUGCCAAGAUUGGGUGCUCCAUUACCAGAAGAAGCUGGGGUUAUUGAUCUUGUGGAAACCAAGGAAAUUGGUGGCGACAGAGUCACCGUCUUCACUCAAGACAGUGAGGCUACUAGAACCUCUACCAUUGUGUUGAGAGGCGCAACUCAAAAUUCUUUGGAUGAUAUCGAAAGAGCUAUUGAUGAUGCUGUUAGUUCCAUCAAGGGUUUGACCAAAGAUACCAGAUUAGUUCCAGGUGCCGGUUCUUCUGAAGCUGAGUUAGUGGAUGCCGUUACCAAAUAUGGUGAAAAGACUCCAGGUUUAUUGCAAUUGGCCAUCAAGAAUUUUGCGGAAGCCUUCGAAGUUGUUCCAAGAACUUUAGCCGAUACUGCUGGUUUGAACUCUACAGAAAUCAUCCCAAGAUUGUAUGCUGCUCAUACCAACAAUAGCAAAGAAGGUAUUUUCCAAGGGAUCGAUGUCGAUAAUGAAAAUGGAACAGGUCUUGUGGACGUGAGAGAAAGACAAAUCUAUGAUCUUUUUGUAAGUAAGAAGUCUGCCAUCAACUUGGCAACUGAGGCUGCUUGUACCAUUUUAUCUGUUGAUCAAAUUAUCAUGGCUAAGAGAGCCGGUGGUCCAGUUAUGCCUAACCAACCAAGACCAGGUAACUGGGAUCAAGCUGACUAA